Sinocyclocheilus anshuiensis is the source of this 3475-nucleotide messenger RNA. Its product is annotated as anoctamin-5. The transcript is spliced from 19 exons. Gene Ontology annotation, biological process: chloride transmembrane transport. The record is from RefSeq and is a predicted model, not a curated record. Gene Ontology annotation, molecular function: protein dimerization activity; chloride channel activity. NCBI's taxonomy places the organism in Eukaryota, Metazoa, Chordata, Actinopteri, Cypriniformes, Cyprinidae. Bases 244 to 2685 code for a protein of 813 amino acids. Gene Ontology annotation, cellular component: plasma membrane.
AAUAGUGAAGCCUUUGGUCAUACAUAUUAAUAGAAGAGAUAUUCUCAUAGCCAUAGUAGGGAUAGCCAACGGAGACCCAAGACAAACCGGAGUGGGCAAAUCUGACCCGCUGAGCGUGGACUGAACGGGGCAGGGCAGAGCUCGGAUCACGGCGUGGGCUCGGACGGAGCCCUGGCAGAAAGCGCGUUGAUUCUACAACUACAACAAAUACACAUUUGAUAUAAAUCAGGACACUCGAUUAAAAUGAAUCGAGGAAAGUCGAGUGAUGAGACGCUUAUAGAAAUGGACCGAACUGGUUGGUCCGGCGGCGAAGAAAACAAUGGCUUCCAUGCCAGUUCGGCUAAGGAGACUCUUCAGCUUGAAAAUGCAGAGUCCAUGCUGAGUGUUGUGUCUGAAUGCACAAGCGCUGUGUCUGUUUGCUCAAGUCAUUCUUCAGUGAUUGUGUGUGAGCAGUGUGAGAGAGAACACACUGAACCACAGCAGCACCUCACCAGCUUUAAAGGGAUCUGGAGAAAGAGAGCUUUAUUUCUGAAGUACCGCUCCAGGGUAGAUAAGCAGCAGCAGAGCAAGGACUCCGUGUACUUCAGAGAUGGCGUACGGAGGAUAGAUUUCAUUCUGUCUUACAUCGACGACAAGGAUGGAGAAAAGAAACAGUGUAGGUACUGGACCAGGUCUCGUGAUGCUAACUGUGAGAGCGAACGCUAUUCCUUGUAUAAAUACUGGGCUCGUUUCAGCAGCUUUUACAAGGAGCAGCCACUCAACCUCAUACGGAAGUACUAUGGAGAGAAGAUCGGCAUCUACUUCGCUUGGCUGGGUUUCUACACAGAGAUGCUCUCCUAUGCCGCAGUUGUUGGUCUGCUCUGUUUCAUCUAUGGUGUGGCAACCUUUGACGAAAACGUCUGGAGUAAAGAGAUCUGUAAUGAUACCAUUGGUGGGCAGAUUGUCAUGUGUCCUCUCUGUGAUAAGAAAUGUGGCUACUGGAAGCUCAGCACGACCUGUAGCUCCUCAUGGCAAUCGUAUCUGUUUGACAACACAGCGACGGUGUUUUUUGCGAUAUUCAUGGGAAUAUGGGUGACUCUGUUCCUGGAGUUCUGGAAGCGGCGUCAGGCUCGACUGGAGUACGAGUGGGAUCUGGUGGACUUUGAGGAAGAGCAGCAACAGCUGCAGCUCAGACCCGAAUACGAGACCAAGUGCACCCACCGUCGACUCAAUCGUGUCACGCAAGAACUGGAGUGGGUUCUAGACCAGAGCCCAGCUGAUAAAGCAGGCAGGUUUAUCCUGUGCUGGGCCACUGUUGUUUUGUGGAUCUCUCUGAUUAUCGCCUGUAUAAUCGGUGUAAUUGCGUACCGUCUGGCGGUGUUUGCGGCGUUUGCCAGCAUCAUGAAGGACAGCCCCACCAAUAAGCUGGAUGUGGUGGGAACCCUCAUCACGCCGCAGUUCGCCACAUCCGUCACGGCUUCCUGCAUCAACUUUGUCAUCAUCAUGAUUCUCAACUUCCUGUAUGAGCACGUAGCCAUAAAGAUCACUGAUAUGGAGGUUCCCAAAACCCACGUGGAGUACGAGAACAAGCUAACGGUGAAGAUGUUCCUCUUCCAGUUUGUCAACUACUAUUCCUCUUGCUUCUACGUCGCCUUUUUCAAGGGCAAGUUUGUGGGUUACCCUGGAGACUAUGCCUACAUGUUCGGCAAGUGGAGAAAUGAAGAGUGCGAGCCAGGCGGCUGUUUGAUCGAGUUAACCACUCAGUUAGUGAUCGUGAUGGUGGGUAAACAGGUGUGGGGAAACAUACAGGAAGCUCUCGUCCCCUGGCUGCGUAACUGGUGGGUGAGCAGAAGCGCUCGUAAUCAUCCGGAGAGUCUGUACAGCCGCUGGGAGCAGGAUCAUGACCUGCAGACCUUCAGUCAGCUCGGCCUCUUCUACGAGUACCUGGAGAUGGUUAUCCAGUUUGGCUUCAUCACGCUGUUUGUGGCUUCUUUCCCGCUGGCUCCUCUGCUGGCUCUGAUGAAUAAUAUAUUGGAAGUGCGAGUGGACGCCUGGAAAUUCACCACUCAGUUCCGCCGGCCCGUGGCAGCCAAAGCGCACAGCAUCGGCGCGUGGGACGAAAUCCUCAACAUGAUUGCCGUUUUCUCAGUGGUCACGAAUGCUUUCAUUGUCUCAUUCACGUCUGACAUGAUCCCUCGGCUGGUGUAUAAGUACGCGUAUCACCUGGGUUCUGAGAGCACGAUGGAAGGAUACAUCAACAACAGCCUUUCCAUCUUCAACAUCUCCGAGAUCCCAGUGGAAAACCGUCCAGAGGAGGGCGAGAACCCGGAUUGGUUCUACAGCUCCAACAUCACCACCUGCAGGUACCGUGACUACCGGUACCCUCCAGGACACGAGAAACAGUACACUCAUACCAUGCAGUUCUGGCACAUUCUCGCUGCCAAAUUAGCCUUUAUCAUCAUUAUGGAGCAUGUGGUGUUUGUGGUGAAGUUCUUUGUGGCGUGGUUGAUCCCCGACGUGCCGUCAGACGUGAAAGCUCGUACAAAGCGCGAGCACUACCUCAUCCAGGAGUACCUGCACGACUACGAGCUGGAAAAACUCAAAAUCCAGCUCAGCCAGAACGGUCCGAACAUCGAGCCGUGCACGUGUCCCGCCACAGCCGCCACCUCAGUGAAGCUGGAGGUGUUUUCAGACUGUCUGAGCUAACACAGGCCUGACCUUGACUCUAGCACCUGAAAGCUUUCACUCAGCCCAUGUCUCAAACCAGUCCUCUCGGUCUCAUCACAAAAUCACACGCCACUGGUUCCUCGUAUCUCACUGAUUAUGUUCGAUAAUCUUUUCACACCACAUCCACUGUUUGGGAUAUUCCUCGACAAAUCACUCCCAUAUUACGUCUCCCAGAGCCCUCAUUUUCAGUCAUGUGACCUCAAAGAGAUGCCUACAUAAGGGGAAAGUUUGUCUAAUAGAAUAAGAGUGAUGAAGUAUAAUAACUUUUACAUGUGUUUAGAUAUACCUAAAGCCACAUGAGCUGUAACUCAGUUUCUGUCUAUGCAGAUUGGCACUUUCACUCUUCAGGAACAAUUACUGUAGGUUUUCUCACGCUUUCCUCAUCAUUGUUCUCUGUUGAUGUCUCUGUAAGCCACUACAAACAUACAGGACAGACUGUUUAUGGUCUGUGUGACGCACUGUGUGAAAGUCUGGCAGUUGAAAUGUUAGAUUUCAGCCCAAAACCAAACUGGGUCAAAUAUAAACUGGACAUUUCAGGAUUUGUGUGAUUCACUCCAGCAUAGACUCCUUCACACAGCGUCAAAAUACAAGAACUCAGUGACAAACUUUAUUGCUUAGAAUGCCUUUAAGCUACCAAAGAUUAAAAUGCCUUAACAUCAUAGACAUAUGCAUGGAUCCUUUACAUUAUAAAUAUUAAACACUUCUAUUUACAGUAUGCUCAGAAUUCAUGUACAAAGAAUUUUAUAAUUAUUAUUACACACUGGUGUUU